Molecule: messenger RNA, 2058 nt
Organism: Olea europaea var. sylvestris
Lineage: Eukaryota; Viridiplantae; Streptophyta; Magnoliopsida; Lamiales; Oleaceae
Exons: 2
Coding region: 100-1836 (578 amino acids)
Source: RefSeq, a predicted model, not a curated record
UUCUGUCAAAUCAUUGCUUCCCCUCUUUCUUCUUUCACUACUGCCCAGACUGGCAGUAUCCCUUCUCCAAUUUUCAUUCGGAAAAUAUUGAGGAUAAAAAUGGAGCACCCAUUUUUUCCAACGACCACCACGAGGGCGGAAGCGUUGCGGUGGCUGACCAUCGCGGAGAAGCUUCUUUCGAAGCGUGACCUGAUGGGGAGUAAGUCGUUUGCGACCCGGGCGGUUGACUCUGACCCGACCCUAUUACCUGCUGACCAGAUUCUAGCUGUGGCUGACACGCUCCUCUCCGGCGACCGGCAGAUCGGGAACAACCUGCAGGACUGGUAUUCGAUUCUUCAGGUCUCUCCUCAGCAGGGCCAUGACCAGGAGCUCGUGGCGUCGCAGUACCGCCGCCUGGCUGUCCUCCUAAACCCACAGAAGAAUAAGUUCGCAUUUGCUGACCAGGCCUUCCGCCUCGUGCUGGAAGCCUGGACUGUGCUUUCCCAUCCUUCGAAGAAAGCUCUGUACGACAAGGAGCUAGCUUUCUAUAUGCAGCCGCAGCCCGAAUCAUUUAACCCCGUGUCUCUGCCUCGGGAACAUUUGAGCAUCCCCACAUUGCAGCAAAACUUCAUUUUCUUCGGGGCUAAUAGUGCUGGUAGUGUGAAUAAUCACUCUCACACUCCUCAACCACGUGUUCAUGGUGGCAGCAGCGGCAGUGCUGCGACUCAUUUCCAUCAACUGCACGUACAUGCGCAACCGGUCGACCCGGUGGCUUCUGGGGGAAUUCGAGAACAAGCAAUGUCGACUCAAGAACCCUUGAAUAAGCAGCCACCGGAAAACUACCCUUCUUUCACUGGUAAUGUACCUUCUGUUUCUGGGUCAAAUCUUAAUGUGCAUGCCAAUGAGAAUGUGCAAGAUGCGAGAGGAGAUGAACAAGAUGUGGAGAGGAUGGUUACACAGGAGGAGGAGGAGGAGGAGAGAGUGGAUGUACCCUCAAAUGACAGUGGCUCUACUUUCUGGACUGCUUGUCCUUAUUGCUAUCAUAUGUAUGAGUAUCCUGGGGUGUAUGCGGAGUGUACCCUCCUCUGUCAGAAUUGUAAAAGGGCCUUUCAGGGUGUGGUGAUUUCACCACCGCCAAUUGUGAAUGGGCAAGAGUGUUACUUCUAUUGCUGGGGAUUUUUUCCAUUGGGCGUUUCAAUGGAAAAUAUGAAGAAAAAUAGGAACCUAGCUUCUAUUUGGACCCCAUUUUCGCCUAUGUUUAGUUGCCCUCCAAUGCGGAAUGAGAAUGAUGUGGAUAAAAAGGGUAAACGGAAGGCUUCGGCUCCUAGGGUAUAUGUUGAAGAUGAUGAGGUUUUUGUGGAACUGUCAGACUCAAGUGAGUCCGAUGUUGAUUGGCAGGAUGAUAGAUCAAGAAGGAAGAAUAAAGUGACAAAUGUGCAAGGAAGGAGUGCCAGUGAAACGCCCAAAAAAGUGAUGAAUGUAAAUACCGAAAUUGCACAAGUUAAAGCAAAAAAUGCGAAUGCAGAAGAUGAAUUUGUACCUCCAAAAGGAAGUGAGAUGCCGAAUAAGUCAGUGAGUGAGUCGAGUAAGAAAGGAGGAGCUGCAGCUAAUGCUCGGAAGCGACCUGGGGCUGUUGCGAAGAAUUUUGAGAAGUUGGAUUUGAAUGUGGAGUUUAGCAAUGAAGUUGAAGAGCCCGCACCAAGCAUGAAUAAGGAAAAUGGACCAGGACCAGGACCAGGACGCGGGGAGGAUGUUAACAUUGAAGGGAUUGGCUUUUUUGAGGGUCUCGAUGAAUUCCUAAACAGCCUUCCAAUUCUUAAUGUCGUAGGGGACGACAAGGUUGUCAAAGCUGCUUAAUGAAACAAGACUCCUUUUUGUUGCAAUUUGUAUUGAUGAAAGGGUUGUCAAUGCUGCUUAGUGAAACAACUCCUUUUUGUUAUAUAAUUGUACUUGCCGACAGGAUUGUUGAGGCUCGCUUGUGAUGUAAGAAUCUUUUUGUUGUGAAUUAAGCUUUUUAGUAAUGAAUGAUGAAGACAAACUUUGGUAGUUUUCUUAAUAAUUUUACUGUUAUCAAUUUAA